AUGGUUUUGGAGGCUACGAUUAUUGUUAUUGACAACUCUGAAUACUCCAGAAACGGAGACUUUCCUAGGACGCGUUUCGAGGCCCAAAUCGAUGCAGUAGAAUAUAUCUUUCAGGCGAAGCGCAAUGGCAAUCCUGAAAAUACGGUAGGUCUGAUAUCUUCUGCGGGUUCUAAUCCUCGUGUGCUGUCAACCUUCACUUCCGAGUUUGGUAAAAUUCUUACCGGUUUGCACGACACAAAGAUAGAGGGAUCGACUCAUUUGGGGACCGCUAUGCAGAUUGCCGCACUUACCCUUAAGCAUCGCCAGAAUAAAGUACAGCACCAAAGGAUUGUGGUGUUUGUUUGCAGUCCGAUCAAGGACAAGCGGGAUGAGCUGCUGAAAUUGGCCAAAAAGCUGAAGAAAAACAGUAUAAGCGUGGAUAUCAUCAGCUUUGGUGAGACGGAUACCAAUGCCCAGCUAUUGGAGGAGUUUAUUGAGACCGUGAAUAAUUCGCAGGACGAAAGUAGCCAUCUUGUGACAGUGUCACCUGGACCAAGAUUACUAUACGAGCACAUCGCGUCAUCGCCGGUAAUCCUGGAGGAAGGGGCUGCCGGAAUGGGAGGUUUUGAUGGAUCUGCUGCUGGUGACAAUGCCUUCAUGGACUUUGGUGUGGAUCCAUCGAUGGACCCUGAACUGGCUAUGGCGCUGCGUCUGUCGAUGGAAGAAGAGCAACAAAGGCAGCAGAGGCUAAGACAGCAGCAGCAAGAACAGGAGCAGCAAUCCCAGGCAGUUCAAGAAGACAAUGAGCAGGGACAAGAACCAAAGACCUAG
This is a messenger RNA of Torulaspora globosa, 810 nucleotides long. RefSeq names its product proteasome regulatory particle base subunit RPN10 (gene RPN10). The transcript has a single exon. Gene Ontology annotation, cellular component: nucleus; cytosol; proteasome regulatory particle, base subcomplex. Bases 1 to 810 code for a protein of 269 amino acids. Gene Ontology annotation, biological process: proteasome-mediated ubiquitin-dependent protein catabolic process. The record is from RefSeq and is a predicted model, not a curated record. Lineage: Eukaryota; Fungi; Ascomycota; Saccharomycetes; Saccharomycetales; Saccharomycetaceae. Gene Ontology annotation, molecular function: polyubiquitin modification-dependent protein binding.